AUGAGGGAGACGACAAGCCCCGUGUGCGUGUCAAACUUCCCCAGGCCCAUGGAGACGCCUGAAGCAGAGCCGGAGUGGGCGCAGCGGGUGCUGAAGGACAGCACGGCGUUCUCCGAGCCUGCUGACCCCGCGAGAACAGAUAUCGUAUUCGGGUCUCGAACUUUCAGAUCAGAAGCCCAUUACAUAAGCCUGCCCCGGUCUGACCCUCUCCGCUUCGACGCCUCCCUCUGGGCAGCCCUGACGUCCCUCCGAGACCAUAAGCGGAGGGAGAGACGGACGCCGCGUGUCAAUCCGACGACGGGGGCCAAAUGGUGGUGCCGAGUGACGCUCGCGCUGUUCAUGAUCAAUGGCAGAAGCCAAUGGCCCGUGAGCUACCACGGCCGGGCAAGCCUGCCUCAAAGCCUGAGGCUCAAGGAACGACUUGUGGUGUAG
This is a messenger RNA of Diaporthe citri, 432 nucleotides long. RefSeq lists its product as uncharacterized. Lineage: Eukaryota; Fungi; Ascomycota; Sordariomycetes; Diaporthales; Diaporthaceae. The transcript has 2 exons. The coding region runs from base 1 to 432 and encodes 143 amino acids. The record is from RefSeq and is a predicted model, not a curated record.